This is a messenger RNA of Trifolium pratense (red clover), 749 nucleotides long. RefSeq names its product cytochrome c. The record is from RefSeq and is a predicted model, not a curated record. NCBI's taxonomy places the organism in Eukaryota, Viridiplantae, Streptophyta, Magnoliopsida, Fabales, Fabaceae. Gene Ontology annotation, cellular component: mitochondrial intermembrane space. Gene Ontology annotation, biological process: mitochondrial electron transport, ubiquinol to cytochrome c; mitochondrial electron transport, cytochrome c to oxygen. The transcript has 3 exons. Bases 77 to 415 code for a protein of 112 amino acids. Gene Ontology annotation, molecular function: heme binding; electron transfer activity.
UCCAAAUUUUCCUUCGCUUCUAAUAACCUAACAAACCUUAAUUUUCUUUGCCGAGAAAAAUCAAUCAAUCAAUUCAAUGGCGUCGUUUGAACAAGCACCUCCCGGUGAUGCCAAAUCCGGAGAUAAAAUCUUCAGAACCAAAUGCGCUCAAUGUCACACCGCAGAAAAAGGCGCCGGCCACAAACAAGGACCCAAUCUGAAUGGUUUGUUUGGAAGGCAAUCAGGCACUACUCCCGGAUAUUCCUACUCAGCAGCUAACAAGAACAUGGCUGUGACUUGGGAGGAAAAGACUUUAUAUGAUUACUUGCUUAACCCCAAAAAGUAUAUUCCAGGGACCAAGAUGGUGUUUCCGGGUCUUAAGAAACCCCAAGAACGUGCUGAUCUUAUUGCAUAUCUGAAGGAAGCCACUGCAUAGUGGCUAUUUAUUUAUACACAUUCAAUUUUUACAGUGAUUUUGAAGUUCUGGAGGUUUAAUUUUCAGACAUUUAGUUGUGCGGAGCAGUUAGUACUGUAUCUUUGGCAAAUAAUGUAGGCUACAUUGGUUUGCAAUGCUAUUUUGUUCAUUUUGCAUUGCUUCUCAAAAAGCUGCCAAAUAUUGGUUGGCUGAAGCUACACUCAAUCAAAUUAUCAAUUGAGAGUUGAAACAUUCUUAUUUUUUUUUUUUUUUUUUUUUUUUUUGGUCGAAGAGUUGAAACAUUCUUAUUAAUUUGGUUAAUUGGAAGCAUAAUUCAAUUAUUUGCUUGGCUUUA